Molecule: messenger RNA, 306 nt
Organism: Brugia malayi
Lineage: Eukaryota; Metazoa; Nematoda; Chromadorea; Rhabditida; Onchocercidae
Gene: Bm238
Exons: 4
Coding region: 1-306 (101 amino acids)
Source: RefSeq, a predicted model, not a curated record
AUGGGCGAGUGGAAAAGAACGACUGAACAGAAGUUUUCGCAGCCCGACGCAAAUAUGGUAUGGAAGUGGGUGGACCGGUUGUACAUGUUCAAGGAAGGUGGAGUGGAGCAAGUGGAUGGGUGGACAGGAAGGAGGAACAGGCGAGUGGUAAUAAGUGGGAUCAAAUGGACACUGGUGUCUCAAGUCGAUGAUUGGAAAUCGAGGACAAAAAUUAGUGUUCUUGCUGCUUCACCGGAUGUCAUCAUGCUUUGGUCCAUACGCAAACGAAUAGGAUUGAUCAAUUGUAAAAUUACGGCUGCAAUCUAA